Messenger RNA from Rhododendron vialii, 2100 nucleotides. Its product is annotated as CCA tRNA nucleotidyltransferase, mitochondrial. The record is from RefSeq and is a predicted model, not a curated record. Bases 76 to 1869 code for a protein of 597 amino acids. Lineage: Eukaryota; Viridiplantae; Streptophyta; Magnoliopsida; Ericales; Ericaceae. Gene Ontology annotation, molecular function: RNA binding; ATP:3'-cytidine-cytidine-tRNA adenylyltransferase activity. The transcript is spliced from 15 exons. Gene Ontology annotation, biological process: tRNA 3'-terminal CCA addition.
GCGCCAAAAUGCCGAGCCCUUAACUAAGCCUAUGCUCUUGUACAUGGCGGUUCCGAAAACCCUGAAUAGAGGGAGAUGAGAAUUGUUUCGAGCGCUCAUCGCUUUUUCUCUUUCCAAACCCCUCCUCCUCCUUCUUCUCUCUCCUCCAUCUCUAAACCCUCUCUUCUUCCAACUCUCCGACCAAUCCAAUUCAAGAAUAUCAUCAACUCAACCCCACUUCGUUUCAGAUUCCUAGCCCGAGGGUUUAGCCACCGUCUCAGGGCAAUGUCGACGACGAUGACAGAAGAUCCGGCAUCAUCUGCGCCGUCCGUUCAGGUGAGGGACAGGAUCGAUCUGACGGACAAGGAGAGGCUGAUAUUCGGGCGUCUUCUCGAGGUCCUCCGCCACUUCAGUCUCCAGACUCAGCUCCGCGUCGCCGGCGGUUGGGUUCGAGAUAAGCUUUUGGGGAGAGACUGUUAUGAUAUUGAUAUUGCAAUAGACAACAUGCUUGGUAAAGAAUUUUGUGAGAAGGUUAAUGAGUACUUGUUGAGUAAAGGGGAAGAAGCUCACGGAAUUGGUGUCAUUCAGUGUAAUCCAGACCAGUCUAAACACUUGGAAACAGCACGGAUGCGCCUGUUUGACGUAUGGAUUGAUGUCGUUAACUUGCGAUCUGAAGACUACAGUGAGAAUAGCCGCAUUCCUACCAUGAGAUUCGGGACUGCGGAAGAGGAUGCAUACCGUAGGGAUUUAACCAUUAAUAGCUUAUUCUACAAUAUUAAUACAAGUUCUGUUGAAGAUUUUACUAGAAGAGGUAUUGCGGAUCUCAAAUCUGGGAAAAUAGUGACGCCUUUACCUCCAAAAGAGACAUUUUUGGAUGAUCCCUUACGAGUUCUUCGAGCAAUACGUUUUGGUGCAAGGUUUGGAUUUACACUGGAUGGUGAGCUAAAAAAAGCUGCUUCUGAUGAUGAUGUCAAAGCUGCUAUUGCAGAUAAAAUUAGUAGAGAACGUGUUGGUCAUGAAAUAGAUCUUAUGGUCUCCGGCAGUCAACCCGUUAAGGCAAUAUCCUAUGUUUCGGAUUUGUUGUUGUUUUGGGUUGUCUUCAGUCUUCCUCCUGAGGUUGACCCUCCCACCUUCCAAGGAUGUGAAUCACUUGAUAGGAUCUGUGUCACUCAUAUGGAUGCUGCCUGGAACCUUAUGCAGCUUAUUGGAUGCUCGGCCUUCAAUGAUGAACAAAGGAGGCUCAGCCUAUAUGCAACACUGUUUCUACCACUUAGAAGCACUACGUACAUAGAUAACAAAUCUAAAAAGGUUCCCGUUGUAAAUUACAUCUUUCGCAACUCUCUCAAGCUAAAGGCGAGCGAUGCUGAAACAGUUAUAAAUGUACACAAUGCAACUGAAAAGUUGUUAUCCUUGAUUCCUCUUAUUUUGUCUAAUCCUGUGGACAUAAAAAUUGCUGAAGUUGAUUGGGGAAGAGUGACUCUUGAUGUUCCUGUUGCUUCAAAAUUGCGGAUAUUGGCAGGCUUGCUUCUACGGGAAAUCAAAGAUUUUUGGCGUGUUGCACUGUUGGCUUCUGUGUUGCUAUACCCCACCAAUAUUGAUGAUACUAAAGAUUCUUCAGCUGAGCAGUUCCAAUUGGAGAAGAGGUCACAAACAUACAAGAUUGUUGAGAAUGCAAUCACAGAUCUAGGUCUGGAGAAAGUCUGGGAAAUGAAGCGACUGGUUAAUGGGAAGGAUAUUAUGAGCAUUUUGCAGCUUAAAGCUGGUGGACCUCUUGUUCGGGAAUGGCAACAAAAACUGCUUGAAUGGCAGCUUGCCCAUCCCUCCGGGACUUCAGAAGAAUGCCUUGAUUGGAUGAGGCAAACCAAUUCGAAACGUGCAAGGGUGGAAUGACUUGUCAAUGCAUUUUAGUGAGAUUGAAAUUGCAAUUUUGGAAGCACCAAGUCUUGAAGUUCAUGCUGAUUGGCAGCCGGCAGGCCUACAUGCCUACUUGGAAGGUUGAGAGCAGCUUAUGAUAGACUUUUGUAUUUUUUUUUCUUUUACGGGUACAAAUUUAGCUAUAUGCAACAGGAGUCAAGCUACUACCCUGCCCCAGAAAAAAGGACAAAAAUAAAGGAAAAGGAA